UAUUAAAAUUAUAGAAUAAUUUCGAUACUUUCACCUUAUAUAAACUGAAUUAUACAAUUUCAUACUGUAAUUGUUACAAGAAAGAAUAUAGCCUAAAAUUAUAUUGCACAAUACACGCGGGAAAUAUAAUUAUUAUGAAGAAAAGAAAAACAAGGCGUCAACUUCUGGCUGAAAAAGAAGCUAUUGCAAGAAGCUUGGUUGAUAAAGCAAAUUCUGUGGAAAAUCCCUUAGAAUCUCUAAAUUUUUUCCAUAAGUAUGUGACAAAAGAUAAUCAAAUUAUUGAGCUCUCUUGUGUAAAAGCCAAAGAUGCACAGUCUAAAUGUAUUUUUUGGAUAUUUGAUAUUAUGGAGCGUAAUAUGAAGUCUUUAUAUGAACAAAGUGAUUGGGGUUGGGAUCCAGUUGCCAAGCAAAAAGAAUUAACAGAGCCAACAGCUUGGUAUUUAGUAGCAACUUCCAAUGACAAAUUUGUUGGAUUUUCUCAUUUUCGGUUUGAUAUAGAUUACAGGGAAGAAGUACUGUAUUGUUAUGAAAUACAAUUGGAAUCUGCAGUACGACGAAAAGGACUUGGCCAUUUUAUGAUGUCUGCACUUGAAUCCAUGGCAUCAAAAAACAAAAUGCGUAAAGUAGUUCUGACUGUUCUUAAACAUAAUCCAUCUGCUAUGCAAUUUUUUUAUUCCCUUGGCUACAAGAUGGAUAAAACCAGUCCGUCAACAUCUGAUCAAUUGGAUUAUAUUAUUUUAAGUAAGGCCGUUGAUAGUGGAACAGUGAACAAAAACUUAAAUUCAUUUUAAUAAGUC
This is a messenger RNA of Frieseomelitta varia, 797 nucleotides long. It is a transcript of the gene Naa40, whose product is annotated as N-alpha-acetyltransferase 40. The coding region runs from base 135 to 791 and encodes 218 amino acids. Gene Ontology annotation, molecular function: histone H2A acetyltransferase activity; histone H4 acetyltransferase activity; protein N-terminal-serine acetyltransferase activity. Lineage: Eukaryota; Metazoa; Arthropoda; Insecta; Hymenoptera; Apidae. The record is from RefSeq and is a predicted model, not a curated record. The transcript is spliced from 4 exons. Gene Ontology annotation, cellular component: nucleus.